Messenger RNA from Teleopsis dalmanni, 908 nucleotides. RefSeq names its product calcitonin gene-related peptide type 1 receptor-like. Gene Ontology annotation, biological process: adenylate cyclase-modulating G protein-coupled receptor signaling pathway. The transcript is spliced from 4 exons. Bases 369 to 908 code for a protein of 179 amino acids. Gene Ontology annotation, molecular function: calcitonin receptor activity. Gene Ontology annotation, cellular component: plasma membrane. NCBI's taxonomy places the organism in Eukaryota, Metazoa, Arthropoda, Insecta, Diptera, Diopsidae. The record is from RefSeq and is a predicted model, not a curated record.
CGAUAAAAUUCAAUUUAACUUUUGUAUUCAUGAGAAAACAUCUACUAAAUAAUACCAAAAGGAUAUUAAAUAACUGAUAAAGGAUAAAGGCAACAGAAUCAACCUUCUGUAAAGCAAACAAACUGAAAUAACAGAAAACAAGAAGAAAAAAAUCUAUCACAACAACAUAAAUCCACACAAAUAUUUAUGUCCUUACGUUUGUAUGCAGAUAUGUGUGUGUCGGCGUCUAUGGAAACGUAGCUUAGAAUCCUUUUUGUAUAAAAUAAAAACACACAAUAACAGAAAAACAAAACAACAAAAAAAUAUAAACUGUUUGAACAAAUAAAAAUCAUAAUAAAAAAUACUCCAAAGGCAGUAUUAAAAAAACAAUGGGUGAAAAUCAAAUUUCUGGCAGUGCACAUUCCACUGCCAGUUCCAUAGCUGCCAUUCUACAAAACGUAUUAACAACGACAACAACAACAAGUUCCAAUUUAGUUGCCGGCGGAAUCGGUACGGCGGAAUCAGAUGGAACGGAAGCUCCGCCCGACCCCUUCGUAAAGCUUCGCAGACAAUGUUACGAGCGCUUAAACAAAACAGCAACGAAUUACGUUGCAGGAAAACUCUGUCCUGGCACAUUUGAUGGUUGGCUUUGUUGGCCGGAUACAGCUGCUGGCACUUCCGCUUACGAACCUUGUCCGGAUUUCAUAAUAGGUUUCGAUCCAUUAAGGUAUGCACACAAAGAGUGUGAUGAGGACGGAGAAUGGUUUAAGCAUCCACUAACAAACAAAACCUGGUCCAAUUAUACAACCUGUGUAAAUCUGGAUGAUUUAGAGUGGAAGCACAGCAUUAAUCUUAUAUCUGAAGUGGGCUAUUGUAUAUCAUUAAUAGCAAUAUUACUAUCUCUAGCGAUAUUGGGAUAUUUCAAGUAA